UCAAAUCCUAAGCAAUCUUUGUCUGUAAAGAAAGUUCUAAUCGCCAUGGAAGCUACUUCACAGCCAAGAUUCUCUCAGAAUUAUCUCAGAUCAUCUGAAAACUACCAUUCGAUCCGGAAGCAACCUGCAAAGCCAUGGAAAAAACCCGUAACAGCUUCACUUCAACGGAUGCAUCCUAGAGUUUACCGAGUCGAGCCUGUUAACUUCAAGGAGUUGGUUCAGAGGUUAACCGGUGCACAAGACCACGAGCCAGAGGUACAUCAAACAGAGGCUAAACCACUCAAGAUUUCUGAUGAAACAACAGCUAAUGAGAAUCCAUUCGCGUUUGAUCUGUCACCAUCAUCAUCUCGAUUCUGGGAAGCUUUCCCUCUUCUCAGUCCAGCAAAUCUUUCAAGAUGGUAGCAAAAAAGAAUAGCAAAUUCUUUGAAAUUAGAGAGACUUGUAUAUGAGAUUUGUUAUAACUCUUUGUCUCUUUCAAUAUCACCAUUUGAAACAUUGUUAUGUAUACAAACUUGUUGUUACUGUUACAUUACAAAAACGCCAUUUCAAAGA
This is a messenger RNA of Eutrema salsugineum, 552 nucleotides long. Its product is annotated as VQ motif-containing protein 29. The transcript has a single exon. NCBI's taxonomy places the organism in Eukaryota, Viridiplantae, Streptophyta, Magnoliopsida, Brassicales, Brassicaceae. The record is from RefSeq and is a predicted model, not a curated record. The coding region runs from base 46 to 402 and encodes 118 amino acids.